AUGGCCAGUGGUGGAACGGGCAGCAAGCUCACCAGAGUCAUCAUUAUCCUCGCGGGAGUAUCGUCGCUGCUUGCUACUCUAAUUUCAUGCGUAUCGAUAUGGCUUCAGUCCAAGAAUUACAGGAAACCCUUAUUGCAACGAUAUGUCAUUCGAAUCCUGCUCAUGGUCCCCAUUUACUCUGCGGCGUCGUGGGCCUCGAUCGUGUCGCUCAAGGCUGCCUUCUACCUCGACCCUCUUCGUGACAUUUACGAAGCCUUCACCAUCUACACUUUCCUCCAACUCCUCGUCAACUUCCUCGGCGGCGAACGAUCCCUCAUUAUCAUGAUGCAUGGGCGAGCGCCUGUCUCGCACCCAUGGCCGAUAAGUCUUUGGUGCCCCAAGAUGGAUAUCUCGGAUCCACACACUUUUCUCCUGAUCAAAAGAGGGAUUUUGCAAUAUGCCUGGCUCAAACCUGUCCUCAGUGUUGCCACCAUCAUCCUCAAGCUCACGGGGACAUACCAAGAAGGCUAUAUCUCCUUGACCUCGGGCUACUUCUGGACGGGCUUGUUGUACAACGUCAGCGUGACCAUGAGCUUGUAUUUCCUGGCUAUGUUCUGGGUGUGUAUGCAUGAGGAUCUCAAGCCUUUCCGACCCAUGCCAAAGUUCUUGUGCAUAAAGCUCAUCAUUUUCGCCUCGUACUGGCAAGGAUUCUUCCUGUCUAUCCUUCAAUUCCUAGGGGCUAUCCCGAAUGAUGUCCCAGGUUACACUCCGGACAACCUUGCUGCAGCCAUUCAAGAUGCUCUGAUCUGUUUCGAGAUGCCCAUCUUCGCUGUCGCGCAUUGGUAUGCCUUCUCCUGGCAUGACUACGCCGACGUCACCAUUUCGGCAGCUCGGAUGCCCGUCAAGUACGCGUUAAGAGAUGCCUUUGGUCCCAUGGAUCUGAUCCAGGAUACCAAAGAGACAUUCAGAGGAAAGGAUUACGACUAUCGAACGUUUGACUCUGGGGACAAUGUGAUCGCUCACGAGGAGUCCCACUCGCGCGUUGCUAGGAUGAUGGACGGCAUGAGGUAUGAAAGGGGGGGGAAGGGCAAGUACUGGAUCCCAAAGCCGCAGGGUCCUAACAGUCGGACACCACUAUUGCCAAAGGACGGGUCAUCUCGAGCUCCAGCGCCAGAAUCUCGAGGCAAAGCACACGAAUACCGAGCAGCAGACCCUGAUAUCGAGAUUGGGAUUGAUGCGGAAGACGAACGAUUAUUUACCAAUGCGCGGGCGCUGGAAUUCGGCGAUUGGAACUAUCCUGUCAUUACCGCGCACGAAGCACGACGUGAAGAUUGGCUGCGGCGUGAUCCUAACUUGCUAACUACCUCUACAAACCGUAACCUCUUUCAACCGACUCGCGACAGGAAGAGCCGCCGCCAAAGCGAGAUCCAGGAGAGUAUUCGGAAAGGGAAGAAUCGGAGCACGUCACCUUCCGAAAGCUCCUCACAGCAAGGUGCCAUCGAAGCAAAGUUAAAACGCCCCAAAGAACGUUCCCCUUCGGCUUCGGGGAAGUCUGACCGCAGCCAACUCGUAGAUCUCGUUGUUGAGGACGAAGAGGCGGAAGAGGCGGAGCGAGUCAGAGCUCGGAAGGAAGGCAGUGAUGCCUGGAAUCGAAAACCCCAACGACAUUUCGUGCGUACCUACAGCAUCGACGAGGAGGCACCAGAAGGACAGGAGAUACGAGAAGGCUGGGAUCCGGCUAGCGUGCCCGCGAGACCGCCACCUCCGGAGAGGGCAGUGAGUGACGACGAGAACAACUUUAUCGACCACAAGGAUGAAGAAGAGUCUCGGACAGAGCGGGGAGAAGGCCAAUAUGCCAACAUGAUCGAGGAAGAUAAUGUUUGGAGCCGGAGUUGA
This is a messenger RNA of Fonsecaea nubica, 1875 nucleotides long. RefSeq lists its product as hypothetical. The coding region runs from base 1 to 1875 and encodes 624 amino acids. Gene Ontology annotation, molecular function: transporter activity. The transcript is spliced from 3 exons. Gene Ontology annotation, biological process: transport. The record is from RefSeq and is a predicted model, not a curated record. Lineage: Eukaryota; Fungi; Ascomycota; Eurotiomycetes; Chaetothyriales; Herpotrichiellaceae.